Molecule: messenger RNA, 1473 nt
Organism: Chenopodium quinoa (quinoa)
Lineage: Eukaryota; Viridiplantae; Streptophyta; Magnoliopsida; Caryophyllales; Amaranthaceae
Product: glutathione S-transferase T2-like
Exons: 2
Coding region: 622-1293 (223 amino acids)
Source: RefSeq, a predicted model, not a curated record
AAAUUCUCUAUAAAUAGACAUGCAUUUUGAUAUAUUUUGAUAUAUUUUCGAAAUCACUUAAAAUCCUCCACUUUUUUAUUUUCUUAAGCAUUUUAAAUUUGUUGAAGAGCAUUUUUGUUGCAACACACCCAUAUUGAGAAUCUUUUAAUGGAUCCAAACAACCCAAAUUUCCGCCAACAAUUUUCUGGUUUUAGUGAUGAUUUGCUAACUAAUCCCGAGUUUCAAUUGUUCUUGCAAAGAAUGGGCAAUACGUCUUUGCAACCAUCUCCACAGUAUCAGACACCCACUCAGUUUCCCCUAUGAAACCAUGUUAUUGAAGAAUGUACACCUGAAACUGUACAUGAUAGCAACACACAAUUCAAUGAGAGCGAAGAGGACAGCGUACCAGAGACGCCGCAAUAUCCUCCACCAGUUCCCGAACUGAAAUCCAACCAGGUUGUUGCACGAGCGACUCGAAUUUGGUCAGUUGCGGAAGAUGAAACUCUGAUUGGGUUGUACUUGGAGAUCAGUGAGAAUGCUAUUAAAGGCACGAGCCAGAAAGCAACUUCCCUUUGGCGCGAUGUACACGCAGCAUAUCAACUUGCUCAUGCGGAGAAGCCGCAUAUACUUCCACCAAGACCUAUGAAGAGUCUGACGUCGCACUGGAGAAGGUUGGCAGCAGACACACUACAGUGGAUAUCUUGCUAUGAUGAAGCAGGUAGACUUCCGGAGGGAGGGAGUGGUUACAACGAAGCUGACCGUAUAAAAAGUGCGUCGAAGCUUUUCCAUCUCGCCCAAGGUCGUAAUUUCGCUUUUCCUCACGCUGUUGAAAUGCUUAAUAGAGAUCCAAAGUGGAGGCCAAAGCUGAGAUGGUCCUUGUCAAAGGAGGAAAGAAAAGCUGUUCGUGAUGUUGAGGAGCAAGGUAGUGCUGGAAGUGGGAAGAGGUCCAGAGAUGAUGGAGGGGAUGAAACCCCUACGGAUGGUUUUUCAUCUGGAGGAAUACAACGACCCGAAGGUGUGAAGAAAGCAAAGGCCAAGCGUAAAGGGAAAGAAGUAGCUUCGGACAGUGGUUCGUCUGAGCUUAGCGAACGAAUGAAGGAAUUGGCAACAAUUCGCGAGAGGGAGGCCAUUCUGAAGGAAGAGCGGAUCAAAAUUGAAAGGGAGAAGGAACAGAGGAAAAGGGAGGAACUUGACAUUCAUAAGAUGAAAACCUGGUUUGAUAUGGUGCAAGCUAUGAAGAAUUCGCCUACUCCACUCACUCCUGAAGAAGAGUCGUACAAGAAUUUCUUACUGGGUAAAUUACAGGGCUUAUAAGCAUGUUUGGUUGUAGUAGGUGUACGCUUGUAUUAGUUAAGUUUUUAAUUAUGCGCAAUGUAGUCUUUUAUGUUUAACAUGUAUUAGUGGUGUGUUUAAUUUCACUGUCAUAUGUAAACUUGUAUUCUGAUUUUCCAAUAUUGAAUGACAAGUUGUUUAACAAGUUGAUUUCAGUUGUCA